Molecule: messenger RNA, 2250 nt
Organism: Lodderomyces parapsilosis
Lineage: Eukaryota; Fungi; Ascomycota; Pichiomycetes; Serinales; Debaryomycetaceae
Product: DEAH-box ATP-dependent RNA helicase
Exons: 1
Coding region: 1-2250 (749 amino acids)
Cellular component (GO): intracellular anatomical structure; spliceosomal complex
Molecular function (GO): RNA helicase activity; RNA binding; ATP binding
Source: RefSeq, a predicted model, not a curated record
AUGACGGAAAGAUCCCAUAAGAGACAGAGAGUUGCUGUCGACGACUCCCAAGCAGAAAAGGUUGCUGAGGCAGCGGAGCAAUCACUUCAUGAUCACCCACACCCACAAGACAACCAUGAAUUGAUUCAUCACGAUAAUGGUGAAUUCAAGGGACUUGUACGUCAUCAAACAACAGCUGAGGAUGCAAUCAAACUCGAAGAUGGCCCAGUGAAUCCAUUCACAGGGGAACAGUUUUCUGACUCCUAUUUCAAAAUCCUCAAGUUACGUCGUGACUUACCAGUUCAUGCACAAAGACAAGAGUUUCUCAAGAUUUUUCACUCAACUCAGAUUAUGGUGUUUGUUGGUGAAACUGGGUCCGGAAAGACAACUCAGAUCCCUCAGUUUGUUCUUUACGACGAAAUGCCACAUUUAACUGGGAAACAAGUUGCUUGUACCCAACCAAGAAGAGUGGCGGCAAUGUCCGUAGCCCUGCGAGUGGCUGAUGAAAUGGAUGUAAGAUUAGGAGACGAAGUUGGGUAUAGCAUCCGUUUUGAAAAUAAAACCAGCUCCAAAACCAUUUUGAAAUACAUGACUGAUGGUAUGUUGUUGAGGGAGGCGAUGGAGGAUCACAAUUUGAGUCGUUAUUCAUGCAUCAUCCUUGAUGAAGCGCAUGAAAGAACAUUAGCUACUGAUAUCCUCAUGGGAUUGCUCAAACAAGUUAGUUUAAGAAGACCAGAUUUGAAAUUGAUCAUCAUGUCGGCAACAUUGGAUGCAGAGAAAUUUCAAAAUUAUUUCCAUGAUGCACCAUUGUUGGCAGUUGCUGGGAGAACCCACCCAGUGGAGAUUUACUACACCCCUGAAUUUCAACAAGAUUAUCUUGAUGCGGCAAUACGUACUGUGUUGCAGAUACACGCCACUGAAGAUGAAGGAGAUGUAUUGUUGUUUCUCACUGGUGAGGAAGAGAUUGAAGAUGCGUGUCGAAAAAUUCAAUUGGAAGGUGAUCAAUUGAUCAGAGAACAAGGGUGUGGUCCAUUGAAGGUGUAUCCAUUGUAUGGUUCGUUGCCACCAAAUCAGCAACAACGUAUCUUUGAGCCAGCUCCGGAAAACGUUGGUGGUGGCCGCCCAGGGAGAAAAAUCAUUAUAUCCACCAAUAUUGCUGAAACUUCGUUAACCAUUGAUGGGAUUGUUUAUGUUGUUGACCCAGGGUUUUCCAAGCAAAAAGUGUACAAUCCAAGGGUGAGAGUAGAGUCAUUGUUGGUGUCACCAAUCUCCAAAGCCAGUGCACAACAAAGAGCUGGUAGAGCUGGUCGUACAAGACCUGGUAAAUGUUUCAGACUAUACACGGAGGAGGCAUUCAAGAAAGAAUUGAUUGAGCAAUCGUACCCCGAAAUUCUACGCUCCAAUUUAUCAUCAACUGUGUUAGAGUUGAAAAAGCUAGGCAUUGAUGAUUUGGUUCACUUUGAUUUUAUGGAUCCACCAGCUCCUGAAACCAUGAUGCGUGCAUUGGAAGAGCUAAACUACCUACAAUGCCUCUCAGAUGAAGGAGAGCUAACCGCAUUGGGUAGACUUGCUUCCAAUUUCCCUCUUGACCCCAUGCUUGCAGUGAUGUUGAUUGGAUCACCAGCUUAUAAAUGUUCGGAAGAGAUAUUAACCAUUGUUGCCAUGUUGAGUGUGCCCAAUGUAUUUGUACGUCCACAAUCAGCGCGUCAACGAGCCGAUGAAGCGAAAAUGUCGUUUGCCCAACCCGAUGGUGAUCAUCUAACUUUGAUAAACGUGUAUGAAGAGUUUAUCCAACAGGAGGAAGCCCACAGAUGGUGUCGUGACAAUUUCCUUAGCUAUAGAUCCCUCGUGUCUGCUCGUAAUGUAAGGUCGCAGCUACUGAGAAUGAUGGAGAGGUACGAUUUGCAAUUGGUGUCACAAUAUGGUGAAAUUGGCGAGUUCCAGUACUGGCAAGACAUCAAAAAAGCUCUUGUUGGUGGGUUUUUUAUGCAAGUGGCUAAAAGAAGAAGUGGAGGAGGAUCCAAAGGAUAUCUCACUGUCAAAGACAAUCAAGAUGUCAUGAUCCACCCCAGUACAGUUGUGACCAACCCCGGUGAAUGGGUUAUCUACAAUGAGUUUGUCUUGACAAGCAAAAACUAUAUCAGAACCAUCACUUCAGUGCAACCAGAAUGGUUGAUUGAAAUUGCACCAAAAUAUUAUAAUUUGGAUCAUUUUGUGAAGGGGGAUGUUCGAUUGAGCUUGGAGAGGGUGCAGAAACAGAGGGGGAAGUAG